GAUUGAACCAUUCACUGUCCGUCCAGUCUCUUCGCCCGGCUAACCUCCAAAGCCUGGUUUAAUAAUACUGGUUUAAUGUGAAGAUUCGAGUGCGUGGCUGAAUAUAAAAAUGGUCCUUUACUGUUUUGCCAAGCAUACUAAAGAUUUGCUGCCGAGGCUCGCAUGGUAAACUUAUGCUAUUUGCGGCCCAAAAAUCUAAUCUUGAAAAGUGGUCAACGGAUGGGUGGGGUCUUGCCUUUGAAUGUUUCACCACGUUUCACUUGCUGUUUUAAUCUGUGCUCUUUCCAAGCAAGAAUCCCAACUUUCCCAGCAACUUCCCUUUUCAAGUCUUCCUGAAAAAAUCCCAUUUCCUCAAUUCUCACCACAGAAAAUAACAGAGGAAGCUUGCUUCUUUAGCCUGAUGGAUACAAGGAUGGAUGAUGCUGAUGGAAGACUAGAAAUUUCUAGGGGAGGGGAGCCGAGUCCACAUGAAAUUGACAAGAAUCAAGAACCAUAUGAGGGUAUGCUAUUUGAGUCAGAAGAAAGAGCUAAAGCAUUUUAUGAUGAUUAUGCCAGACAUGUGGGGUUUUCAACGCGUGUUUUGUCUUCCCGAAAGUCAGAACGUGAUGGAUCACUCAUCUCUCGGGGAAUAGGUUGUAGAGGAGGUUCAGAUGGUAGGAGAAGAGGUAAAAGCCAUAUGCAAGAUAAGCAACAAGAAGGUUGCAAGGCUAAGCAACAAGAAGGUUGCAAGGCUAUGAUUUUGUUGAAAAGAGAGAAGCCUGGGAGAUGGAUUGUUAGAAAAUUUUUGGGGGCCCAUAAUCACCCAUUUGUAGAUCAAUUGCCAAAAAGUCGUCAAAAGCUUGAUGAGAAGGAUAAGAAGAUUCAGGAAUUAACUACAGAACUGCGCAUUAAGAAACGGUUAAGUACAGCAUAUCGAGAACAGUUGCUUACAUUUAUGAAAGAUUUUGAAGACCACAAUGUUCACUUGUCAACAAAAGUUCAAUUAAUUUUUGACAAUCUUAAAAAGCUUGAGGCAGAAAGGCAGGAGCUUUUACAACACAAAUAACUCCCACAAGCAGAGCUUACCCACAUUUCUUCAUACUAAACAAGUAUAGAACCUGACCAACAAAAUCUAAUGGAACAUUCCUUAAUAGGAACUGACCGACAAAAAAGCAGUGAGAGUUGCUUUCAGGAUAUCACAGUUACAGCAAUAAGAGUAAAUCAGUAGUCACCAAUUUCAUGGCUGUGUGGUUGCUCCUCCUUCCUGGGACGGGGAAGUUUGGAUCUCCUAGAUGGAUGCAAAGAGGAAGCUGGAUGAUUAUGUGCAUGCAUAUGCAUGAACUAAGCAUAUUGAGAAGUUGCAGUGGAUAAUAUUCUUCUGCUAAUUAUAUACUCACGCAAUGCGGCUUCAAAUUGGUUUUCAUGCAUACUCCAAAGGCAACAGUAACAUUUCUGAUUAUCUUAGGGUUAAUGAUGGAUGAUUUGGUCCAAUGUUUAAAUGUUGAGUUUAAGUUAAUUGCUUGAAUUGAAAUUUUCUUCAUUCAGUGGAUUGUUAUAUCAAUGUUUAUAGCAUUUUUUAAUUUCAUUAAAUUUUUUUCGAGUCAUUCCAGUCUCUAUAGGUUAGGAACAAGUGUGGUAUGUGAAUUGUGAGACCUUGGAUAUUUAAGGAUAUCUAUUUUGAUUGAUUAUGAA
Hevea brasiliensis (rubber tree) is the source of this 1671-nucleotide messenger RNA. Its product is annotated as protein FAR1-RELATED SEQUENCE 5. The record is from RefSeq and is a predicted model, not a curated record. The coding region runs from base 242 to 1045 and encodes 267 amino acids. NCBI's taxonomy places the organism in Eukaryota, Viridiplantae, Streptophyta, Magnoliopsida, Malpighiales, Euphorbiaceae. The transcript is spliced from 5 exons.